AUGAGUAUAAAGUUGCCUCCAACACACAACGCAACAUCUGCUUCUUCCCCAUCCACAGUUCCUGAACUGGCAACUGAUGUGGACCAUCAGCUAGAUGGUUUGCAUCGAUCAAAGCCCGUUUACAAGUGCGACGUUUUCAGUCAUUCUGUGGUCGCAGGAACAUCGUUCCUUUCUCAAAUCCGCUUGCCUCAAUCCUUCACGGGAAGCUCGGUUUUGUGGGUAUCGCGAGAGACAGUCCCUUCUUCAUCCCAACAAAGCUUCUAUUGUUGUCAUACAAAUCACAGAUCACAUAUUCCCGUGAGGAAGCGCCCAGACUGUCCUACCGCCUGGGCCUGUUGCCAGCCUACGCCCCUAAUGGCCAUGCUACACCUGUCUCAGUUACCAGGUUGUCGACAACAAGGUGAACUUGAGAAGCGAGAACAAUCGGCACAUCCUUUGAGUAGUACAGAGUGGCCGGACUCAUCCCUCGUUUCGCACAACUACUAUCAGCAACAAGCCUUCACCCUACCCGAACCACAUCCGCUAUACUCUGAGGAGCAGUUCGAUCAUGAAUUCCCCAGCGUGCAGGGACAGACACUUACCCAUGGCUUCGAUAGCUGGUUGGCUAGUCCAACGCAUGGCGAUGGGCAUCAGGUGGAUCUUCAACACUUAGAACGGGAAGCAACUGCGCAAGGUCUAAACAAUACCGUUGCUUUCCCGUCAAUUUUCACUGCCGGUUCAGAGCCAUACAAGUUUCCUCCGACUCCUCUUUGUUCGAUUCGGGCCGAGGAUGCGAGAUUAGCUGACGAGGUAUUGGGCGGCCAUGGGCCAGACAUGCAUAACGCGCCAUCAAUUGGGUUGAAUGACUCGAGCAGUCUUUUAGGUGAACCUUUGUUACAGAAUCCAGACUUAACGCUCCCGCCUACGUCGCAAUACAUCUUGCCUGAGCCAACAUGGUCGGAUGAGGAGUUUGCGAAGCUCUUUCAGCCAGACCCUUUUGUUCCGGUCUUGGACUCUUUCCAUCAUAGUUGUGCUAAUCAGCCGCUCUUUGACAACUGUUCGGAGCACCCAAAGCCAGUCCCGAUGCAUAAUACGACUCGCCCUAAUGUUCAGAAUCAACAAAGCCUGUGGAGUGAUUCUAUUCUCAAUCAGCUAAAUUACACGAAUACUCCCCAGUCCUUGUCCUCAGAUGCCUUCCAUCAAACCAAUUCUCUUACCGACACAAAUUUGAUGGUCUCAAAUAACAACUGUGACACGACACUGUCAUCGUCUUCAGAGAGUGCAGCUUCCACUACUAGAUCUAUUUUGUUUGAUGGUCUGAGUCCUGACAUUGAUUCUACUGCGGUAGGGCGAAGAGGUGGUUCAAAGACCCAUCACCGAGCAACUAUCAAAGAUCGCGAACUAAUACGAUGGAAGAAACAAGGUCUGUCAUAUAAAGAGAUCAAAGCUCGCGGUGGAUUCAAUGAAGCAGAAUCAACCCUGAGAGGACGUUACCGGACACUUACAAAGCCAAAGCAUUUACGAGUCAGAAAACCGGAGUGGCAGCAAAAAGACGUACAGAUCCUGCUCGAAGCUGUCGACCGUCAUCUUCAGCAUUACACAGACGGCCAUGGUAUGGGAGAGAGGUAUUGCACUGAAGCUCAAAGGAAGGCAGCCAAAGUGCCCUGGAAACAAGUUGCCGAAUACAUGGAGAAGCGAGGUUGCUACAGGUACGGGAACGCAACGGUCAAGAAGAAGUAUCUCCAGGUUAUGGACAAUGCUCUCAAUCUUUAG
This is a messenger RNA of Endocarpon pusillum Z07020, 1752 nucleotides long. RefSeq lists its product as uncharacterized. NCBI's taxonomy places the organism in Eukaryota, Fungi, Ascomycota, Eurotiomycetes, Verrucariales, Verrucariaceae. The coding region runs from base 1 to 1752 and encodes 583 amino acids. The record is from RefSeq and is a predicted model, not a curated record. The transcript is spliced from 2 exons.